Molecule: messenger RNA, 2656 nt
Organism: Nyctereutes procyonoides (raccoon dog)
Lineage: Eukaryota; Metazoa; Chordata; Mammalia; Carnivora; Canidae
Gene: DCT
Product: dopachrome tautomerase
Exons: 8
Coding region: 389-2038 (549 amino acids)
Biological process (GO): ventricular zone neuroblast division; melanin biosynthetic process from tyrosine; developmental pigmentation
Cellular component (GO): melanosome
Molecular function (GO): dopachrome isomerase activity; oxidoreductase activity
Source: RefSeq, a predicted model, not a curated record
GCAGCACGGUGUUUGGCUUUUGAACUGAGUUCAAGGCAAUUAAAGUUAUUGGUAAGGAGGGAAGGAGGGGUUUAGAAAUACCAGUAUAAUAAGUAGUAUGACUGCAGUACCCUGUAAAUUAACUCAAUUAGACAAAGCCUGAUUUAACGGGGGAAAGAUGGUGAGAAGCGCUACCCUCAUUAAAUCUGGCUGUUAGAGGUGAUUAUAAUGGUAUUAAAUUUGUUUUAGUUGUUUGAAUCACAUAAAAUAGUCUGUGCGUGUGCACAUACACAUGUGCACACACGUGGGCUCUGCGAUUUUUGUAGGUAUUUUUUAAGGAGGAGAGGAAUAGAACUGCAAAACAGAACUUUAUCAACUCCCCCACCCCCCUAAACCAAAAAUCGACUGAAUGAAGGCUCAAGAGCUCAAGAGUGGAAGAGGAGGAGAAGGGCAGGAUAGGAUCAGGGAAUGGAAAGCAAGAGGGAGCUCUCCUGCUGAUAAAGCCAUGAGCCCUCUUGGGUGGGGGCUUGUGUUCUGUUGCCUGGGCGGUGGACUCCUACCUGGAGCCAGGGCACAGUUUCCCCGGGUCUGCAUGACUGUGGACAACCUGAUGGCCAAGGAGUGCUGCCCGCCGCUGGGUCUGGAGCCAGCCAACAUCUGCGGCUCUCAGGAGGGCCGGGGCCAGUGCAUGGAGGUGCAAACUGACGCCAGGCCCUGGAGUGGCCCCUAUGUCCUGCGGAACCAGGAUGACCGAGAAGGGUGGCCAAGGAAAUUCUUCCACCGGACCUGCCGAUGCACAGGACAUUAUGGUGGCUACAACUGUGGAGUUUGCAAGUUUGGCUGGACCGGCCAUGACUGCAAUCAGAGGAAAGCUCGGGUUAUUCGGAAGAAUAUCCAUUCCUUGACUCCUGAGGAGAGGGAGCAAUUCUUGGAGGCCUUAGACCUUGCAAAGAACACGACACACCCGGACUACGUGAUCACCACACAACACUGGCUCGGCCUGCUUGGGCCCAACGGGACCCAGCCACAGAUCGCCAACUGCAGCAUUUAUGAUUUCUUUGUAUGGCUCCAUUAUUACUCUGUUAGGGAUACUUUAUUAGGACCAGGGCGUCCAUACAAGGCCAUUGACUUCUCACACCAAGGUCCUGCCUUUGUUACCUGGCACCGGUACCAUUUGUUGUGGCUGGAAAGGGAUCUCCAGCAACUUAUCGGCAACGAAUCCUUUGCUUUGCCCUACUGGAACUUUGCUACUGGGAGGAAUGAUUGUGAUGUGUGCACAGACCAGCUUCUUGGGGCAGCGAGACAAGAUGAUCCAACUCUAAUUAGUGAGAACUCAAGAUUCUCCAACUGGGAAAUUGUCUGUGAUAGCCUAGAUGAUUAUAACCGCCGGGUCACCCUGUGUAAUGGGACCUAUGAAGGCCUGUUAAGAAGAAAUCAAGUGGGACUAAACAGUGAGAAAUUGCCAACUUUAAAAGACAUACAAGACUGUCUGUCUCUCAAGAAGUUUGACAGCCCCCCUUUCUUCCAGAACUCUACCUUCAGCUUCAGGAAUGCCCUGGAAGGAUUUGAUAAAGCAAAUGGAAUCCUGGACUCUCAAGUGAUGAGCCUACACAACUUGGUUCAUUCCUUCUUGAAUGGGACAAGCGCUUUGCCACAUUCUGCUGCCAAUGAUCCUGUUUUUGUGGUACUUCAUUCCUUUACCGAUGCCAUUUUUGAUGAGUGGAUGAAAAGAUCCAAUCCUUCUGUGGAUGCUUGGCCUCAGGAGCUGGCACCCAUCGGUCACAAUCGGAUGUAUAACAUGGUUCCUUUCUUCCCUCCGGUGACUAAUGAAGAACUCUUUUUAACUGCAGACCAACUUGGCUACAGCUAUGCCAUCGAUCUACCAGUUGAAGAAACUCCAGCUUGGACCACAACCCUCUUGGCGGUCAUGGGAAUGCUGGUGGCUUUGGUUGGUGUUUUUGUGGUGCUGUUUUUCCUUCAGUACCGAAGACUCCGAAAAGGCUAUACACCCCUAAUGGAGACACAUUUAAGCGACAAGAAGUACACAGAAGACGCCUAGAGAUCUCAUGCCUUCCUCUAGAGAGGCAUGAGCCAAGCUGGAGUUCUGACCUUGCUGAUGAACAAUUACUCAGUGUUCUUCCUUUAGCUGAGAUGUUCCAUAUAGUCCCCCACUGCAGGGAUUAUCCCAAAUACACAGGAUGCUUAGCUCGAGUUUCUAGUUUACUCGUUGUUUAACAAACACAGACUAGGAUAUUUGAGGCUAUCUCUACCAUCAAACGAAGGUAAAGCUGACAAUUUGUGGUAUCUGAUAAAAUUCCCCAUUUUGAUCAAGCCUCCUUGUUCUGAAACACACACACACACAACUGAAAGAGAAGCAUUCAUUUUAAUUUGCAGGUCAGUGUAAUUUGAGACCUGGACAUGGUUCAUGUUCAUUUUUUCUUAGCCCAAGUGUCUUCCUUUGUAAUGGGGUGGGGGCCGGGGGUGGCAGGUACUCCUUGAGUCUCCAUGAGUUUAGCUAUAAACAUCUAUGCUUUUAGGUGCCUUCCUGAUCAUCUUUCUGUGGCUUAUUUUUCUCCUUUCUUUUUUUUUGUCUUCUCCAGCCUGUAAAAUGGACUUGAAGAUGAAAAUAGGCCUUAUUUUCCAAAUAGGAUGGAAAGUAAAUAAAUGAAUGAAUGAA